This is a messenger RNA of Angiostrongylus costaricensis, 999 nucleotides long. The record is from the annotation of a GenBank genome assembly. NCBI's taxonomy places the organism in Eukaryota, Metazoa, Nematoda, Chromadorea, Rhabditida, Metastrongylidae.
AUGCUUUGGCGAACACUCGCCGGCCACGUUUUACUAAAACGCCAUCAGCCGUCGCCGUCUCCAUUUAAACUGACUGUACUACAACUGGCUUGGACUCUACCGUAUUUAUUGCUGGUCAACUACCUCGAACGAUCUUUAUUACCGUUCCGGCUCCUGUGCUACACACAAACUGAUCUUUUAUCGUCACGGCCACUGCGCAGGGAUGCUUCGGAAUGUAUACGUCAGUAUUUUCCGAAUCGUACACCAGACUCCGAAUGUACUCUCUCAAUGGCACCGAACAUACUUCGACGACCAAAGUUACCAGAACAUCCUCAGAGAAUUCUUUUUAUAAGGACGGCUCCCGGAUCUGCAGACUAUCGCAAUUUUAUAAGAGCUACUUGGAAAUCUAAGGUAGAGUCACUGGCACCAGUCGUAUUCGUGUGUGCUCUGGGUGCUGAUGUCACAUUAGAGGCCACUAAGCACGACGAUAUACUGCAAUUUGACUUCAUUGACUCAUACCAUAACUUGUCCCUAAAAAUGAUGGCCAUCUACCGCUUUGUCAUGAAAGAAACACCUUCGGUAGAGGAUAUCAUCGUCACAAACGACGACACAAUCGUCAACGUCACUGCACUGGCUUGGCUUUUCACAAUUGAACGGACCGAACCAUGGACGUUAGGAAAAGUUUCUCGAGGAUAUCCACGGCUAUUUAUGUCAUGGUUACCAUGGCAUGUUCCAGGCGAGAUGUACUCAAAUUUGUGCUACCCUCGUUUUACCCAGGGAUCAUCUUUUAUUCUAUCACGAAAAGCAGCCCAAGUGCUCCUCGAAAACUUCUGCAGAACUCCUUAUGUUCAUCUCGACGACGUAAUGAUGGGUAUUGUCGCUUCAUGUACUCGGUUACAACAACUACACCACAGUGGGUUCGAUAAACACACUUUGGAAGACUUCGUCGUUUACCACUAUCAGUAUACCCGCCACUCUGCUCAAUAUCUUCGACAAUUAUGGAGUUCAAUCCCAGCAUAG